UAUCAUGGAAAAUUAUUUUAUCUACACGAUAAACGCCAGGACUAAUGAACCAAAACCCGUCAACUCAGCUCUCGAGCUUUGGCCGUUAGCAUCCGUGGAAGUACGCUACCUGCCAGCCCCAAGGUAAUCGUUUCCGACGUUUUGGUAACUAUAAUACGCACCAUCAAACGGCCGUGUGACCUCGCCAUGGCCUGCAACGAUAUUUACUAGGUAAGCACCUAUCAGCGUAGUAUCGCAUCAACCCCCCCCCCCCUCUAGCCACCUCCCUAAAAGGGCAAUAUGUGCCAACUCCCCACGAUGGCACGGGUAUGCAGCCAGCGCGUGCGGAGUAGAUUUAAUACUGCACGAGUUCUCCUAUCUACCUAUAUCUGGGGACAAUGCUUCAGCCUACUCCCUAUUCCCUACCUACCUAGAUAGAUUAUAUUUUGGAUUUUAGGAGGGGAGUAUUGGUAUUCACAUACCAUACACCCAACCCACCGUAAGGCGCAUAUCGCAGAACUCGCAUAUGCAGACUUAGGUACCUACCAAUGGCGGAUAUAGAAACAGGGUCCAAGAGGGGGGAGACGAAAGCGAACCAGGAAGCCGACGCGAUGGGGGACGACCUAAAAGCCUCGUCGCAGCAGCAGCAGCAAGAAAACCGCAACGUCGGCACGCUCGACCGGAGGCUCAAGUCGCGGCACGUGCAGUUCAUGGCGCUGUCGGGCGCAAUCGGCACCGGCCUCUUCGUCGGCAGCGGGCAAGUGCUCUCCCUCGCGGGGCCCUUGUCCACGUUCCUGGCAUACCUGAUCACGGCGCUCAACGUGUACUGCGUCGUGCACAGCCUCGGCGAGAUGGCGACCUACCUCCCGCUCCCGGGCGCGGUGCCGGUGUACGCGGGCCGCUACGUCGACGAGGCGCUCGGCUUCGUGCUCGGCUGGAACUACUGGUACCAGCUGGCGAUCGGGUGCCCCCUCGAGGUCACCGUCUCCGUCGUCGUCGUCGACUACUGGCCCAACAGCAUCCCCAAGGCCGCGCUCAUCACCGUCUUCUUCCUCGCCAUGGUCCUCGUGAACUGCUUCCCCGUGCGCGUGUACGGGGAGGCCGAGUUCGUCUUCGGCGCGGUAAAGCUGACCACCAUCGUCGGGCUGAUCCUGCUCAUGCUCGUCAUCACGCUCGGCGGCGCGCCCGGCGGGGAGCGCAUCGGGUUCAGGUACUGGGACGACCCGGGGCCGAUGAACGCGUACCUGGCGGCGGGGGCGGCGGGGCGGUUUCUCGCGUUCGGGAAGGUCUUCAUCCAGGCGACGUUCUCGUACGGCGGCAGCGAGAUGGUGGUGGUUGCGAGCGGCGAGACCGCGGACCCGCGGCGCAACAUCCCCAAGGCCGUCCGCCGCGUCUUCUGGCGCAUCGCGCUGUUCUACGUCCUCGCCGUCUUCCUCGUCACCCUGUGCGUGUCCUCGCGCGACGCCCGCCUGCUCGACGCCAUCGCGGCCGAGGCCCCGGGCGCCGCCGCGUCGCCGUUCGUCAUUGCCAUUGAGAAUGGCGGGAUCAGGGUCCUGCCGUCGAUUAUCAACGCGGUGGUGCUGACGUCGGCGUGGUCCGCGGGGAACUCGUUCUUCUAUGCGUCGACGCGCGUGCUGUAUGCUGCGGCGCUGGAUGGGAAAGCCCCGAGAUUCCUCAGGUACGAGAGGUGGGGCGUCCCGUAUGCGUGUGUGGCUGCGACGACGGCGCUGAGUCUGCUGAGCUACAUGAACCUCGACCACCAGGGCGAAGAGGUGUUCUUCUGGUUCUCCAACAUCUCGGCCGUCUCGACGCUGAUCGUGUGGGCGUCCAUCUGCCUGACCUACCUCCGCUUCUACCACGGCCUGCGGUAUAACGGGAUAUCGCGGGACACGCUGCCGUACAAAUCGCCCUUCCAGCCGUUCCUCGCGUACUUCGCGAUCUGUUUCUGUCUCGUGGUCGCGUUUUUUAACGGGUAUGAUGCCUUUUUCCCCGGCAAGUUCAGCGCGAAGACUUUCGUGCCGCCGUAUAUCGAUAUACCGAUCUUCGCGGCGUUGUUCCUGGGGUAUAAGUUUGUGAAGGGGACGAAGAUGGUUAAGCUGGGGGAUAUGGAUCUCUGGAGCGGGAAGGCGGAGGUGGAUCGGCUGGAGGGGACGUGGAAGGAGCCGGUGCCGAGGAAUUGGUUGGAGAGGGUGUGGUUUUGGAUUGCUUGAUAUUUACCUUGGCGAAAAAGAUUAUUUCUACUUUAUGCUCUUAAUUUCACUUCUUUGUGGUGAGGGAAGGUCUGAGUAUAAAGGGGUGAGAACGUUGUUCAUUGAGGAACUCAAUAACGACAUAAUAAUGCGUUAUAUGAUACUACCUACCGUAGGGGAAACCCCCCACCCCAU
Molecule: messenger RNA, 2363 nt
Organism: Hypoxylon fragiforme
Lineage: Eukaryota; Fungi; Ascomycota; Sordariomycetes; Xylariales; Hypoxylaceae
Product: proline-specific permease
Exons: 1
Coding region: 528-2189 (553 amino acids)
Biological process (GO): amino acid transmembrane transport
Cellular component (GO): membrane
Molecular function (GO): amino acid transmembrane transporter activity
Source: RefSeq, a predicted model, not a curated record